Molecule: messenger RNA, 801 nt
Organism: Parnassius apollo (apollo)
Lineage: Eukaryota; Metazoa; Arthropoda; Insecta; Lepidoptera; Papilionidae
Source: the annotation of a GenBank genome assembly
AUGGCUUCAAAUACAAAAUUGUGCGCGGGAUGUUUAAAUAAAAUAACUAAUAAGGACUUUGUAACAUGUUCACUCUGCAAAGAUAUAUAUGACACAGUUUGCGCUAAUAUCUCUCACCAACGCCUUAUGCUGCUGGAGAAAGACAAGAAAGAGAAAUGGAUCUGCCCUGGUUGCAGGAAUAAAGAGCGAAAGGGUGGCAAUUCAAACACCCCCAUUCAGUCCAGAACGGGCCCGCGCGACUGUGGUGAUUCGUCGCAGGAAAUUAGUACUCCUAACAAUGAUUACAUAACACAGCGUAAAAAACCUCAACUACUUAGUAAUCAGAAGGUGAGUUCACCUACACAACCCGGAGAUGAAUCCUUAAUGCUUACAAUUAGAUCAGAAAUUAAAUCAUCAAUGGGAAAAUUUUUAAAUCAAGCUAUAGAGGAGUCAUCUAUAAAAAUGGAUUUAAGAACUAUAAAAGAGGAGUUAAGUUCCUUAAAAGAUAUCAAAAGCGGGCUUGAAUUUUUAAGUGCGGAAUAUGAUAGAAUGAAAAAAGAAUUAAAAACGUCAGAAGAGCACAUAAAGUCACUUUCAGCUGAAAACAGCAACUUACAUACAAAAGUGAACGAUUUAUCAAAUAGACUUGUUUUACUUGAGCAAUACUCGCGUGAGACGAAUAUUGAAGUGAAUGGUGUUCCGGAAAAUCUGAAUUACUACAUAAGAGAAGAAAAGAUACAGUCGCAACUGCCAAUCCUGUUAAAACUAAAUUUGCUAAAAGAGAAUACUCCACACAUUUUGUAUAGAUCUACAGUAAUUUAA